AUGACGGCAAAAAAUGUUGGUGUGACUUCCACAAAUGGAGACUUGAAAGGAUUUAUAGAUCAGAACCAGAGUCCAACAAAAGGUAAUAUUUCAAUAAUCACAUUACCGGUUUCCAGCACCAACUCCCCAACUAAGAUUUUGCCAAAAACCUUAGGACCAAUCAAUGUGAAUGUUGGACCCCAAAUGAUCAUAAGCACAUCACAAAGACUGAGCAAUUCAGGGAGUGUUCUGAUUGGGAGUCCGUAUAACUCAGCUCCAACAAUGGUCACACAGACACACAUAACGGAAGCUUCUGGCUGGGUCCCCGGGGACAGAAAGCGGACUCGAGAAUUUAUAGAAUCAGAUUUUUCAGAAAGUAAGAGAAGCAAAAAAGGAGAUAAAAAUGGGAAGGGUCUGAGGCAUUUUUCCAUGAAAGUAUGUGAAAAAGUUCAGCGUAAAGGAACAACUUCAUACAAUGAAGUCGCUGAUGAGCUGGUAUCAGAAUUCACAAAUUCUAACAGCCACCUAGCUACAGAUUCGCAGGCUUAUGAUCAGAAAAAUAUUAGACGGAGAGUUUAUGAUGCCCUUAAUGUCCUGAUGGCAAUGAAUAUAAUUUCAAAGGAGAAGAAGGAAAUCAGAUGGAUCGGCCUUCCAACAAACUCAGCUCAGGAAUGUCAGAAUCUAGAGAUAGAAAAACAGAAGCGGAUUGAAAGGAUAAAACAGAAGCGAGCCCAACUACAAGAACUCCUGCUGCAGCAAAUAGCAUUCAAAAACUUGGUACAAAGAAAUCAGCAAAAUGAACAACAAAAUCAAGGCCCUCCAGCUUUGAACUCAACAAUACAGCUGCCUUUCUUAAUAGUCAACACUAGCAAAAGAACUGUUAUAGACUGCAGCAUAUCAAGUGAUAAAUUUGAAUACCUCUUUAAUUUCGAUAACACUUUUGAGAUUCAUGAUGACAGUGAGGUGCUGAAGAGAAUGGGAAUGUCCUUUGGGCUUGAGGCAGGCAAAUGCUCAGCUGAGGACCUCAGAACUGCAAAAUCACUGGUGCCAAAAGCUUUAGAAGGCUAUGUCACAGAUAUGUCUGCAGGAUUUUCAUGGAUAAGCCAAGGGUUACUUUCAGCACAAGCAGUUUCACAUUUAGAGGUAGCAGGAGGCACUUCUGAUGCUAAAUCGAGUGGGAAUCCAGGGUUGAGUUUGGAUGCUGAAGUGGCCUUAGCAACAGGGCAGUUUCUUGCCCCUAGCAGUCAACAGUCCAGCAGUGCAACAUCCCGCUACUCGGAAUCACGGGGAGAAACUCCAUGCUCAUUCAAUGAUGAAGAUGAAGAGGAUGAAGAUGAGGAUUCUUCCUCCCCAGAAUAAGGACAGUGGAAAACAGAAUAUACAAAAUGCUGCUCAUAAAUAUUGUUAAUGGGAGCUCCUGUUCGGAUUUUACUGAAGUUUCUUGCCUUGGUUUGCAUUGUGUUCAGUGAAGCAAAAUGGAGGCUUCAAAACAGAUUCAUCCAUGGCUGAAACUGAACACUUGUUGUAACUGAACAGCGAGUGCCGUGCAGACACAGAGCA
This is a messenger RNA of Opisthocomus hoazin, 1539 nucleotides long. The record is from RefSeq and is a predicted model, not a curated record. Lineage: Eukaryota; Metazoa; Chordata; Aves; Opisthocomiformes; Opisthocomidae.